Messenger RNA from Spirodela intermedia, 15082 nucleotides. The record is from the annotation of a GenBank genome assembly. Lineage: Eukaryota; Viridiplantae; Streptophyta; Magnoliopsida; Alismatales; Araceae.
AUGUACCCUACAAGGUCCUGCUACUGUGCUUCAAUUUCAAAGAGAGGGACUAUAGCUUUUUCUUGCUCUCAUAAGCGGGAGUUGCAUUUAUCAGGCCACUAUGUACAUAAUUGCUUAAGAAAAUGCGCACUUAUAUCAAGGAAUAGGCUGGAAAACAUGUGGUUCUACUAUAGAGAGCCUGGUUGGAGAUGGCCUCGUAUUUAUCAUCACAACAAGUUUCACCAGAGAAAAUUUCGGAUACAUGCUGAACUUGAAGUAGCCAGUGCAAUUGAUGUAAUCAAUGACUUAGGACUGGACACCCUUACAUUCUUGGCAGUGACAGUCAUUGUCGUUCCUGCAUUCAGGUUCCUCAAAGCAAGCCCAGUAAGUAAACUAUUCUGCAUCGGUUUUGUUUGGAAUAGUCUCAUAUUACUGAUUAUAAAAAUAAACUUUUGGAUAUGUAAUCAACUCCAUUCAUUGCUUAUCGGUUUUAAGUCGUAUAGCCUUUUAGCUCUAAUUUGGCAUGAGAGCUAGUGGCUACCCUUUAGGAUGAGAGUAGCCCUUCUAGUCGUUCACGUGGGAGGAUGUGUUAAGAAUAAUCCUGUAUUUAUUAUUAUAAAAAUGAGCUCGUGAAUAUAAAAUCUUUUAGGUUGGAUGGCUUGACAACUUUAACAGCAUUCGUGAAUAUUUAUUAUUUAUUAUUACCGAUCCUUUAUGGGAUGUCAAUGAGUUCUGGCGAAUUCAUUGACAUCCCAUAAAGGACCGGCAAUCCGGGGAAGGAGGUUUUCUCCUUGGAUGUAAUACAGUCUGUGUAAUCGUACAAUACAUAUACUUCGUUUAUACUUGAUUUUUCUUGAACGCAAUAGAAAGGAAUAAAAAAGGAGAUGACGAGAAAGAGGGUUGGAAGAGAUGUUGUCCCUUCUUAGACUUCCUAUGGUUCACAUAUUUCUGAAUGUUGGCACUCACCCAAAGUGAAGUUGAUUAUCAUCAACAACAUUGGCAACACAUGGAUUAGUAGCGGGACCAAAAGCUAUCUAAUGUUAAUAUCAGUUGUCAUCAACUUGAGAUUGUGAAGAUAAGAUGAAAUGGAUCCACUACAGACGGAGAUAAAAAUUGGUUACCAGCAUAUCAAAAUACAAUUAUGAAAAACAUUAUGUUUACUGAAAAUGCAAAAUUCUUAUGGUUGGUCUUUUCGCAAGUAAUGCCAACUAUUUUUCAGUUACCUUUUCUAUAUUCCGCCUCAUAUAACGUACCUUUCAGUUACUACCAUAUUUGUGAGCGGACAGCAGUAGCUGUGACAACACUUCAUGGUUGUUGUUCUUGAAAUACAUUAAUACAUUCUGUCUGAGUGACCGCUCAGCUCUUGAAGACAUUUGCCAUCAUGAACAGUUAGUUCAUUAUUGGUGAAAUCUGGAACAGAUUCGUAAUCCGAAAUUGGAAUGGUGUCGUCAGGCUUAAAAAUUGUUGACUUUAAAUCACCAUAUGCCCUCAAAAGUAUUUCAAGCUCGCUAGAUAUUCGAAGGGUCGCCCUCAUACUAUUACUGUAACCCUAGUUUUAAGGAAAUAGGUGUAGUAAAUUUGUGACAAGUUUUGCUUACGAUCUUCUUGCGCUGGCUUCUUGCAGAUUUUAGGUUUCUUUUGUGCAGGAGUAAUAUUGAAUCAGUUUGGCCUCAUUCGAAAUCUCACAGAUGUGAAAGUUCUCUCCGAAUGGGGGAUUCUUUUCUUGGUAUGUCUGAGCUUCAAAUUUAUAGUCCUUUUAGUGCUUAUUAUUUCGUUUCUACAUAUCUUUUUUGUCCUUGUAUGCUGGUUGUAUAGCCUGGGAUGACUUGAAAUUGGGUUCCAUUUUUGGUAGUUCAUCCUAGAUUGUAUGCUGGUAUGGCUUGAAAUGCUGGUUGUAUAGACAGGAGAACACCAAAUGGGAUAUCUCUUUGUUUACUUUCUACGAUGCCAGUUUUUUUCUAUUGCCAAACUUAUGUUCUUGUAAGUUGAUUGGAUAUGGUUUAACCGAUUCUGACAUUUUUUUGAGCAAGGUUUUCUUAGUCUUUAUUGUGCAGAGACAGGGAAACCUAAAAAGUGUCUGUCAGACCAUGCCUACUUGGUAUGACUUGAUGGGUAGUCUAGUCAGUUCUGCAUUUGCCUGUUUUAGUUAUUCGCUCUUUGGUGUGACUAAGUCUAGUCAGUGCUGCUCUCUUCUUUUGUUGAUUUUAUGGUGUUAGUGUGAAUCCUAUUUUCAAUUCUUCGUCUAGUAAAUAGACUAGGGGUUUUGUGUGAAUUAAAAUGAGAUUUAUAUUACAAUAUCCUCAAUUAUUAGAUACAUUAAUGCAAAUAGAAAUAAUGUGGGCAUAAGCUAGGGUUUGAGUCCUUUUGCUUAGGGUGAAGGAAUCCAAUGAGUAUGGUACGUGCAGAAAUAGUAAUGAUCUAGAGAGUAAGUGGAGAGAUCAUUGUGGGCUCCUCCAGACGUAUGCAUGCAAAAGAAGCAGGAUAAGAUUUCUUGAAAAAUUCUACCUUUCUAGAGGCUUUCAUGUACUGGGCUUGUUUAAGAAUUCUUCUAUUUAAUGGAGUUUUUGAUUCUUGAGAUUGGAUUUUUCUCAUGGAUUUGAGAGUUUUAAACCAUCUUUAUGUUUAACAGUCUAUCGAGAAAAUAUUGUUUGAAGACUGUUGAUUUAGAAUCUAUGACAACAACAUACUAAUGCCAAUUAAUAAAGACUCAAGUGAUGGAAACUUAGUUUUUAUGGCACUGGGAUGUUGUAAUAUUAGUAAUUAGCCUUGUCCUUCAAAAGUUGUGAAUUUGACCAUUCCUUUUCGUUGAAUAUGAUUUGCCCUUGAGUCAAAUAUGAUUUUUUUAUUGUUCUGUUUAAUAAUUGAUUGUUUAUUUUAACUGAAGGGCAUUAAAUAGAUGUUUAUCUGAUGGUGAGGUAAUCAGAUCAAUAAAAAGUGGUCCUUGGGGUGCUCAUCUUCACAUAUGAAUAGGAAAAGACUGUUGACUUUCAUUAAUUCUGAUAUUAUUUAUUAGUCAGCGAGAUAAACCUCACCUUUGAGAUUCUUCAUAGAAAGCUUUGGAAAUUAGGUUCACAAAUCUUGGGUUGAGGUUUGGUUGGCUGUGUUUUUCGAUUUCUUUCAUGCAUAUGAUGAGUCAACACACAUUGGUAAGUUUUGACACUUUUGUUCACUUUGAAUUUAUUGAAUGUUAGGUCUACUUUGUAUAUUAUGAUUUCAAUUCUAUAGGCAAGUUGUGGGCAAUUUUUGUGGGUUGUUAGUACCCUUGUUUCAUUUUAAAAUAGACCACAGGUCGACUUUGUGGAUUAAACUUCUGUCUCUGCAUGUGUUACCCACUUAGUCGAUCCUUAAGUAGUAAAUUUUAACUUCAUGUUUCGAGUCCAAUUUUGAUAUGUACGAUUGGAAAAGUAUUAAAUUAUUUAUAUUAAAAAUAUUUUGUCACAUCAAAAGUGGAGAGAACCAUUUUAGUCAUCUUUUUUUAGACCUGUGCCUAUUGUUCCGUUUGCAAGAUUUUGACUUUAGAUUGCUAAAAAGUUACUAUCUUUUGAAUUCACUUUAGUUUUGUAUUAUGAGAUUGACCGAAACUUUUGACAUUCUAGGUCAAGUUGGUGUUUUCUAGAUGUCGCUCACAGAAUACAGGAGAGAUUUUAAUUUUGAAUUUUCUCAGCUUUUGAUAGAUAUAUUAUUCUUGCAUGAUAUACGCCACUUGCUAUUAAACUUGGAAUUUUAUAUAUUGGAUUUAACAUUCCUAGCAAUUCUACAAUGUUUGUCCUCAGCUCUUUGAGAUGGGUUUGGAGCUUUCAUUAGCACGUUUGAGAGCACUAGCGAAAUUUGCAUUUGGCUUGGGGCUUUCUCAGGUUUGCACUUGCAAGUCUAGUCCAUUGACUGUACUUUUUAUCAAAGUUCAAGAUUUCCUUUCCACGGCAUGCAUUUUAUUCCUGAAAUUUCUACUUUCUAUCCGCAUUACUUCGAUCAUUGAUACUUAUAAAAAUCUUCUUUUUUGCAUUGAUAGUUGCAGAUUUCUCUUAGAGUUUGGUUGAAUUCGUGGCAAGUUAAUUUAUGAUUUGAUUGUGGACUCAUCGCAGAGUUCACAUGGGGUCAUCUUCUUUUAGAUGAAUAUUUAACCUCACCUAUACAAUAUGGCUAGCCUUAAAAAUAGUAAGUAGAUGUACAUGUGAGGGAUGAUCUAUCAUCCUCAUGCUCUGGCAGCAUUUCUUUUUCACAUUUCAGUUUUGAUGACAUCUUCAGAUGCAAAACUCUGAGAUUCAAAUUAUCUAUGAGUGAAAUGUUUUGAACAUAUAAUCAAUGUUAACUCUGCGUCAAAAUUCUGUCCAAUUGUUAGACCUUCGUGCUUCCGGAGUUUCAAAACCUGUUGAAAUAGCUAUGAUUGUUCUUGAUGCAGGUUUUUGACUACUAUUCUUUAACCUGAUAUCGUGUUCCUUAAUAAUGAUGAAAUUAAUGGACAUGGGAUACUUAUUUAAUUGAAAUUUUUCCUUGAAUUCAUCCAAGGCUGGAGAGAAAAAUGUCAUUUUUUCCUCAUCAAAUUUUUAAUUCAUUUUUACACGUCUGUAACUACUUAAUUGCUGAGCGUCGAUGAUGGAGUUCCAUGAAAAUAUUUACAAUAUUGAUGAUGUAACAGUCAACCUUUACAAUCUUUGUAUCGUCCUGUUGUUUUGGCCAUUGAUUUUUCAUUUUUCUAUGUGAAUAAGCAUAAAAUAUCCUAAAGUAUGUUGGUUUAAUCUAACUACUUAAGAAACAACUUUAAUAAAGUGCUGAAUAAAAAUGCCAAAUGAAUCUUCCAAAAAUCAUAUGAUCCUCCUGCUUUGUUUACCAACAAUAAAUAUCCCUAUGGACUUGGGUUAUUUGUCAAUCGUAUGAUCCUGAAAAAUCGGAUUAAAAUUGCAACAGCUUUGUCAGCCUUUGUUUCAUAGAUGAAAUGAGAAAACUCUCGUUCUUCUCUUGUGCCCAUGCAUCACUACUUGAGCUGUGACCGUAUGAUGAACCCUUUUUCCAUUUUCUUCUUCCGGUAACCUGUUAUCUUGCUGCAGCUCAGCCGUAUAUUUUUGUAUCAAUACACAACUUGGGGGAUAACUAUAAAGUUCUUCAUGAUGGAAAAAAUUCAAGGUCUACAGAUCAUGAGGCUUCAAUAUACGCAUAUAUACUUUUAAUCUCAAGUACCAUGAGAUUUUGGGUAAUGCUGGACGUGGCUAAAAUUAACUGAUAUCAUAAACUUGGCUUUGCAAAAAAAAAAAAAACGUAAAUGGCUCCUCUUAGUCUUUGUUAUGUUCUGGAGCUGAAUUUAAAUGCUCAUCCUUUUAUUCUCUUUAUUUCUUUGAAUUGUAAUGCUUAGCAGCAGUUCUGCCUAAUGUAGACGAGUCUAUUAAUCCUGUAACUUCUCUGAGCUUUGCAGGUCGUGCUGUCUACUCUUGCCUUUACGGCAUUUGAACUCCCUCCAAAUGGAGCUAUUGGAACAAAAGUGUUGGAGUUCCUUUUUCAUUCAAGGCCUGAUCUGGUAGUUAUUAUUAUAUUUUAUAUCCGGCCAAAAGAUGUUUAGAUAUGUGUAACUGUCGUAUUGAAAAAGUACAUCUUCAUAUUAAUCUGUGAUACUUGUUACCAUGAACAAAAUGAAGGUUUGCGCUGCUAUUCAGUUCCCAUUUCGUUUAUUGUAAAGUUCAGUCAUCGUGCUAUUCAUUUGGAGUAAAAACAAGGGUGGAUGUAGAGUCUCACAAACUCUACUUGAAGAUCUGGUUCUGCUAACUGUGUUUCAGUUUUGUAACUUCUUACGGAUCAAUCAUAUAUUGCUGGGCUGUGAUAGAAAACUGUUUGAAAAUUAGGUUAACGAUUGUAUGAUACCUCGCAUUUAUUACUACUGUAGUACUGGUAUUACCUAUUGGCGUGAACAUCAUUGUUGAGGUUAAUCUGUGUAAAGGAUCCUGAAUGGUUGAUGGUUGAUGCUUCAUUUGGAAAAUAGCAGUACUUAGAAUGGAAGCAGGUGGAAGCAGGUGAACUCUUGAGUUGUAACGCUAUGGUGGAAUAAUGCGUGCGCUGAAAUAAAUUGUCCAAUAUUGCUAGGCGCAUGUUAUUGUCAGGUAGAGUAAUGGAAAAGGAGCCAUGGAUGUUCUGUUAGGAAUCUUAAGACUUUGUUUUGCUUCACAACGUUCUGAUACGAACAUUGCAUUAGGUACACACAUGUUUAUGGUGCCUGCAGUAUGCUUUACCUCAUUGUCUCUCUAUUUUUUUUCGUUUUAUACUUAUUUAAGGCAGGUUUGCACGCAUGAAAAAGAAUACUUUUCUUAAUAUUUCUGAUUGUGCAAGCGACAAUUCCUGCUGAAAAUCCCUUUUUGUUAACAUUCUGUAAUAAAGACUAAAAAAAUAUUCCCUUUUUGAGGAAUUUGUUGCCAGAUCUCGGCAGAUACUUUCUAUAAAAUGUCUCCUUUAUGUAAAGUUUUGUUGCACGAAGAAAGGUUAUCAUUUUGGGCAAGGCCAUUGGCAGAUAUUCACAUUUGAGUGAAUGCAGGUGAAUAUCAGAAGUGUUGAUGAAGCCAUUGUAAUUGGGGCUGCCCUGUCGUUGUCUUCGUCGGCUUUUGUGCUACAGGUUGGGCCAUCACAUCUGACCAGUAUUAGUUUUUAUCCGCAGCAGAUUUCUGCUGUUGUCUUUAUUUAAUCUUAAAUUAGUUGUCUCUGUCGUAGUAGCUCUGAAAGGGGAUCUGUGUGAAGUGAAUUUUCAUUUUUCAUUCUUUUGGGAGUUAUAUUGUAUUUCCUGCAUAUUUCAAGAUGUCUCUUGGAUCUUUUUUUUUGAUUUGGCUUGGGUUCAAAGGACUUGUCUCUGGAUGGCCGCUGCAAUUCACUUCUCAUUGCUCUCUGGAAUUCUAUGCCCAUAGCUCCUCUACCUCACGUUAGGGUUUCUUUGCUCAGCUUCUGGCUUUAUAAAUUUUAACAGCUUUGUUCCUCAUCAAUUGGUUCGCCACAGCCUCACCUCUGCCAUAGGCUGUACUGAUGAAAUGGGUCAGGGAUGGAGGAUUCUGUUUUAAAUUCCUUGGUAAUAAUUUCCUGCAUUUUGAAAUAAUUUUUACGCGUAAAAAAAAUCGACUUAUAUCCCAUUUAUUAGUUUGGACUUCUCAACCAAGCCAAUUUGGGCCAGAUUGCCAUGGUCUGUAUGAAUCUGCACGAGUUGUGUAUGAUUGACGAUGACUGAAUUGACCUGAUGUCAGCAGAUUUUAGGGAUAUCGGGUGGCUUUUUCCCACUGAUCUGAUCCAAUCUUAUUUAGAGUGGCUCUUUCGUGCUGUCAUGGAAGAAAGAAUAUCGAACUUCAGCUCGCUGAUGAAGAGCAGGUUAAGGAGAAGAGGGAAGGAAGGAUAGGAGGCAGAACGAUGGAAGAAAAGAGAGAAAAAAACUCGCCAGUCACUUUUUGGCUUCUGCUGGUUUUCUGCCCGACACCCGAGGCUUUGUCUACUUCCAGUUUUGGGGUAUGAAGAAUUGGAUUCGGGGAUCUCUACACUCUUAAUCAAUAUUUUACGAAAGUCUUUUCUGAUGAUGGAUGGCAUACCAUACAGUGGCAAAUCAUUCUCUUUUUAGUGCAUUACAUCAUUGUUUUGUGUCGGUUUCCUAGUUAUUUAGAUAGUUUCCUUGUUUUGUGGCCCUGAUACUUGUACAUAACAGUCAUCUAUGCUGUAAAUGCGAGGAGUUUUUCCUACAUAUCCUCUUAUGAUUUGCGCCACUGCUGUCAAUAUGGUAUCAGAGCCAGGUUUUAGUCGCUGGCUUCCAGACAAUUUGGGGUUUUCUUCCUUCCUUCUGUUGUAGCCUAGGGUUUAGUCAAGGGUUACUCGGUUUAUGACAACAAUGAGGAUCUCGUCGUUCUGAGAGUUCGACCACAAGGGAGAAGAACCGACGACAGAAUCAAAGGCAGAGGAUGGGUAGUGCCACAUGAACGCCUGAUUCAUACCUUUUUUCUUCUCUUCUUUUUCAUUGGAUGCAAGAUAACAGCUUAGGGUUGCCAUUGAUUGUGUUGUCAGCAAUUACAGCAGGCUGAUAUUCCUUAUUCUUGUUUGCACUAUCCUUUUUUGAUCAUUGAUCUUCAUUGUCAUCCUUUCAGCCGUGAUUGCUGAUAACAUAAUCAAUGACAACCUUAGGCUGCUCUCCCACAUCCAACACAAAAGAGGAGAAGAAAAAAGAAACGAAUCAGGCAUUCAUAUGGCAAUACCUGUCCUCUGCCUUUGAUUCUGUCAUCAAUUCUUCUCUCCUGUGGUUGAGAACUGAGAAUGAUGAGAUCCUCCUGGUUGUCGUGAGCUUAGAAACCCUCAACUAAACCAUAGGCUAUGAUAGGAAACAAGUACUAGGGCCACAAAACCCUUGACUAAACUCGUUUUCGCAUCAUGGGUGACUCUUAUAUAUAAGUACCAGGGCCACAAAACAAGGAUACCUAACAACUAGGAAACUGAUAAACUAGGGAACGAACCAACAAAUUGGGAAAGAACCGAGCUCCUAAUUAUACUUUCUUUCCCAAAUAUGUCUAAACCUUUUAUGGUUGUAUGUUCUCAACUCCAAGCCUUAACUUCUACAGACUGCAUUGAAUUAAUAGUAAAUUCUCUUUUACCCAAUGUCUUGUUAGUGUCUCGUCGACCAAUGGCAGUUGUGGAUGUUUUCCCUCCAACCCAAGAACUGAAAAACUUGUGCAACAAUAAACGAAAUUAAUGCUGCAGGUUUCGUAACCCAAUGCCAAUUUCCUCCACUCAUCAUGAAACACCCCAACACCCCCCCUUCCAACAAAGGUUCUCAACUCCCAUCCUCCUUGACAUAUGGGGCAGAGAGUCUGCUCCCCGUUUCCUAAUUUUAGUCGUUAAUAAAGGGGGUGCCCUACUCACGCCAGCCUACUCUUAAUGCAUUUAGUGGCCCCUUCUGCUCCAUCCAUUGUGGUACCUCGGUUAUCACACUAGUUAAGGAAUAAUUGGUGGGAUCACGUUUGGAGACUUAAUUUUCAGUUUUUAAGAUGUGUAACCAUAACGAAUUCGGUCAGAUGGUCUGGAGCACCAUGAAAAGUUAUUAUUACCAUUUUACAUUUUCCGUGCAAGUUUUAAAUUAUGUACUUCUGCUAGGAUGGCCAGUGUCCCAUAUAUUCAUAGCUUAUUGAGUGCUCCCUAUAGCUUCUUGCAGAGAAAGGCGAGCUUCCAACAAGAUUUGGCUCUGCAACUCUGGGAAUCCUACUCCUGCAGGUUUUCUUAAUUCUCUCGGUUCUCCCUUUACCAUGUGUUUUAAUUGUGCGUAAAAAUGCCUUUGCACGUCUAAUUCAUUGCAUAACCAUGUUUGAAUUUUUCAGGACAUUGCAGUGGUUCCUCUGUUGGUUAUACUUCCAGUGCUCGAGAGUCAGGUAUGCAAAUGAGAUUGCUAUGCUCUGAUCAUUUAGUGUCUAUUUUCUAGAAAGUAAAAUGUGACUUCGUUUACUGUAUUUUCACGUAAUAAAAUCAUCACUUUUUAGUUGAUAAGUGUUAAUGAACUUUAUCAAUCUUUAAUGUUCAAUAUGUGAAUCCGGUUGUAAUUAUAUGUAGCAACGGUUUCCAUGGCGAAAUCUUGCUCUGAUCCCAUCCUGUCCCAGGAAUAUAGCUCACUGAAUCUGAUGCAUGCAUCAAGGAAUUUUGAAAACCAGAAUAUUGAGUAUCAAUUCAUUAUUCUUGGCAAGUGCUUUCUAUUUUCGUCUAAUGUUCCUUGGAAGAGAAAUAAUACCUGCCUCUGGUUCAACUAUGAAUUUAACUUAAAUACUCUAAAAGGGUAUUUAUGAAAGAGAUGAUCUCUCUUUCAUGAGUAUAUUUAAGCGCGCUAAUGAUCUUAGUUCAGAUGUAAACGAAUCAAAAUUUCAAGAACCUGAAGAAUUUUCAGCUUAAUGACAAUAAAAAAUUCAGAGUAGCCUUGCGCACCUAUUCAAAUGUGCAAACUGAAUAUAUUACAAUGACCCUGACUAGAAUCAGAUCAAGCCCCCCCAAAAAAUGCAGAAUCCUUACUAUUUCAAACAAAUGACCCUGUUUCAAAAACUGAAUAUGGUUGCACUGUUUCAAGCUCUCCAAUCCUAAAGAUAUGUAUUCAAGUUGGGGCAUAAUUCUUAUUUUAAUGCUUGUAGGGGGUUUUUAGUCUUUUACCUUAUUGGAGGGGGGUGUAAUAGACAUUAUUCUACUUUAGUGUUAUCUAUAAACUUUAAGAGGGACUAAGUAGACUCUCAGAACUUUGACUGGACACUCUUUCCUCCCUUCUUCUUGAACUGUACUUCCUGCAUGAGUGCAAAAAAAUUGACCCUGUCCGUUCUUCCACAUAAUUGGUUGGCACGCACACAAGAAUUGGCCACUCUCUCACGCACCUGCAUGGAUUGAAAUUAAAACAUAUCAGUGUGGUGCACCAUCAGAAUGAAAGAAGAUGAUGUCCUUUAGUUAUGGUUAUUCAAUAAAUCACUUAGUAGCCUGAAUUACAUACCUAGAGGAAUAAUCAGUUAUCAAAAAUCCAUUCUUUGACCUCCUUCCCUUAACGCACAUCAUAUAUUUCCUUUUAGAGAGUAAGUGCAAACAAAACUUAUGGCAUGAAACUGAAAUUCUUGGUCCGAAGGUUGCGGCUGUCUAUCACUGGUAUUAUGUUCACACAUUUAAUCUGGGAUUUUCAAAGCUUGAUUUAUUGCUGCAAAAAAUCUCUAAAAUGUUGAUUGCUAACCUCAAAUAUAUGCCUUGAGCCUUUUAUGCAUCCUCAUUUUACCCCAUAACUUGUGCGUGGGUAUGAUUCAAAUCAUCUAUAAGCUAGAAAUCACUGAUAGUAUAUUAAAUUUAUUUUUGUGUCGUAACCUUAAUUUAUUUUCUUCCUGCUCUAUUUCUCCUACAUGUAGUUAGCUUGUCGUGCUGCAAUUGUUAGAAAAACUGUGUUCAAUUUACAUUUGCUUGCAGAAUAUUGUGGAGGAAAGCAUUUGGGUGAUGCUAGCUACUGAAAGCUUGAAAGCCUUGGGUGGUCUCGGUUUGCUGUCCCUUGGAGGAAAAUAUCUUCUUAGACGUGUGUUCGAAGUUGGUGCCAAAUCCAGAAUAUAAACAAGCUUGUAGAAAGAAAGUUGUGACCUUCCCUUAAAAGAGUUUUCUGUGUUGACUUUCAAGGAAAUGAAUGCAGGUUGUUGCAGAGUCAAGGAGUUCUGAAGCUUUCGUUGCGUUGUGCCUGCUUACGGUUGCAGGGACUUCACUUAUCACCAAAUUACUAGGAUUCAGUGAUACAGUUGUGUGCUCUAUCUGUCUCGUCAUCUCUUUUCCCCUCAUUUAUUUUUGCUUAGACCACUGAUGAGCUCAACACGUCCGGUAGCUUGGAGCAUUUCUCGCUGGAGCACUUCUUGCUGAAACAAAUUUCCGAACACAAAUUGAAGCAGAUAUCAGGCCCUUCAGAGGCUUGCUACUUGGAUUAUUUUUUGUGACUACUGGAACUUCUAUAGAUGUACAGGUAGUUGUCUGAUUUCAACUUGAAUAUUCAUUUGUGCAAACUCGAUUUAAACCAGUUGGAUCCAAGAGAUUUUUGGUACUAUUUUAUUUAAGAUCUAUGACUCGAUAUACGUGUUUAUGCAUAUUUUGAGGGGCUGAAUUUCAUUUAUGGAAUACUUUCUUGUUACUCUACUAUUUUCUUCCACUAGAUAGCUCAUCCUCCACUAAAUUUUCUAGCCUGACAACACUUUCCCUUGGAACCUGUUCUUUGUAUCCCUUCUUUUAGCAUCCUAUGAACAAUCCUUUGAUAAGUUAGAAGGUUAUUGUACCGUCCGGCUUUCCCUAUUUUUGUUGUAACAAUGCAAAAUUGAUGAUUAAAUUGAAGCUAACGUCAAAGAUAGGUGUGCCCGAAAAAGGCAACAUUUUUUAGUUUUCGUUGAUUAUGGAUCUUUUUAUAUGUUUUUUGGUUUUGGCACGUUCAGCAUCGUCUGUACUCUGUGCGCAUUUAAAAUUGUUGUUAUGCUCGUUGGCUGCCAGAAAAUAUUCACAUACAUGAGACAUUGGCUGAAGAACAGGAAAAUGCUUUUACUCUUCAGCUAUUUUUCUUAUUCUUCAUUGCGACUAGUAGACUACUGAUAUGGCUCGGUUUAGGCUAAAUUUGAUGCUAGGAAUUAUCAUAAUGCCUUACAAUCCAUACGAGAUUUCAUGAUGGACUAAAGAAUGGGAUUUUUUAGUUCAUGAAUCAAUCUACAUUCUGUUGAUGUCACGUGUACACAAAAGAAUCGUCAGUUGUUUCCCUCUUCCGCUCAUCAAACACGUGCAGAUAGUGUAUCUGCAGACAAACUAACCCAAGAUUUAUAUUUUGUGUUCCAACAUUUAUACUCGUAGGUUUGUAGCCUGACUCUGGCAAAUCAUUGCAAGAUUUUUGUUUUUGUCUGCAUAGUUUGUGAUUAUGUUUCUCUCCUUGAUAAAUAUUAUCUUUCCUGGUUUGCAGCUCCUUCUCCGAGAGUGGCCAAACGUACUUUCCCUAUUGGGAGGUCUCAUUGUUAUAAAGACGCUGAUAAUAACUGCAAUUGGUCCACGUGUUGGAUUGACACUUCAAGAGAGUGUGCGCAUAGGAUUGCUUCUUUCUCAGGGAGGUGAAUUCGGAUUUGUAGUUUUCUCAUUAGCGAACAGGUAAGUAAAUUUUGAUUUCCUUUUCACGUGGGUUUGAUGGUUGAAAUCCUGUAGUAUAUCUGUGGUAAAAAUUGACCCUUUUGAAAUUCAGGCUAGGAGUACUGCCUCUUGAGUUGAACAAAUUGCUUAUAAUUGUUGUCGUGUUGUCAAUGGCACUAACUCCCUUACUGAAUGAAGUUGGAAAGAAGGCUGCUGAAGCUAUUGAUCUGAAAUUUGGGGUGAAAGAGGCAAGAUGCCAAGUUAGAGUAGUCUUUUAAUUGAUUUCAGAUAAAUCUUGCAUAAUCUAGAGCUGAUUUUAUGUGCGUUUUUACAGAAAGAUUUUGACAUGAACUACGAUGCGAGGGAACCUGUUGUGAUCCUCGGGUUUGGACAGAUGGGUCAGGUAUUUCAGUUUGCGUAUAACAUUUCCUUAUUCAUGACCGGCUGAUCUAGAAAGCAGGCCGGCCCGUGAAUCUCAGAUGUACUGCUCAUAGGGCAGGAGAUUGGCUCACCCUUGAUUGACAUCAGCAUGACAGUCAUUUGACCUUCGCUGUUAUUGAUGUUCGUUUUUUGAAUGAUCCUUCAUGGCCCAGGAAAGAUGAUGAAUUCGGGAUUCUAUAUAGUGGUUUCGAAAGUGGAUGUGCUGUGCAUCUUUUACAUCUCGAGCUUGUGCACUUACAGGUUCUUGCAAACUUCUUAUCAACUCCACUAGCUUCUGGCCUAGAUGGUGACGCAAUGGGGUGGCCCUAUGUUGCAUUUGACCUGAAUCCUGGGGUAGUAAAGGUACGACAGAGGUUUAUUCUAUGAACUCCUGCAUGGACCGCUGUAGGUCAGGAAAUAUAAAUGGUUUUUCAUGUGCAAGCAGGCAUCUAGGAAACUAGGCUUUCCCGUUCUCUAUGGAGACGGAUCACGGCCAGUUGUUCUCCAGUCUGCCGGCAUUUCUUCACCCAAAGCUGUGAUGGUAAUGUACACUGGGAAAGAGAGGACCACUGAGGCUGUCCAAAGGAUUCGGCUUGCUUUUCCUGCGGUAAUUACUGUCGUAGCCGUUAAUCUUCUAAACUAUGCUGCUGUGCUCAGUUUUUCCCUGCUCGUGCUCUUUAUGCGCGUUCUAUGAUCUCCAGAAUUGCCAAUGGUAUGACAGUGUUUCCUAGCUCACAUGCUUGGGCUUGCUCGUGGAGAGAUUCCCUAAAGGAGGACUAAGAUAAAGUGCACCUCAUGCAUGCCGUUGAGAUUGUUUAUAAGCGUGAUUUUAUUCUUUUUCCUCUUUAAUCCUUUUGUGACAUGAUGUCUAUUUUGGAAACAUAACGUACAUGCAUAAUUAAUGCGUAAGCCUCCUGGGGACUGGAUCGCAUCAUCACUCUAAUGUACAGGUAGAGGGGGGGGGGCGGGGGGGCUUUGUCCCUAAAACCCUGAAAGGACAACUGAAAGAAAGGGUGAAGGCCAUUUUAAUCCAUUCAAGAAAAGUUUCAUGGCAGUUGGAAGAUCAUCGGCGGUCAGGUGGCAGUCGUUGACUGCACUCAGCAGGUCCUGGUUAUUGGAUACAGAGUGCGCGUUUGAUGUGCACGUUAUCCAAAGAAGCCUGCUUGGUUAAAUAGCCGAGUGGCAGAAUUUUCUUGUCCUAGUGGUGAACGGUAUAUCAGAAUGAUAAAAAGUAGUCCCAAGUUUUUAUAAUGAGGAACUCUUUUCUGCAGAUCCCUGUAUAUGCCAGAGCUCAAGACCUUACACAUCUUUUAGAGCUGAAGAACGCCGGGGCCACAGAUGCUAUUCUGGAAAACGCUGAGGUAAAUUAGAGGGGGUUAACUCGCCUCCUCUUUGGCGCCUUUGAGUUCUGCAAGAUGCAAGCUCUUUCCUUUCUACGAUUGCUAUAGAGGUUCCACUCAUUUCCCAGCCUAGUGACACCUUCUAUAUGCAAUAUCGGAAUGCAGACGAGCUUGCAGCUUGGGUCGAAGCUUCUGAAAGGACUCGGUGUAAUGUCGGACGAUGUUACUUUCUUGAGUCAGCUUGUAAGAGACUCCAUGGAACUCCAAGCACAAGAAGCCAUGAGUAGGAGUGCGAGCCGUGAUUUAGAUGCCAUGACGCCCCUUCAGGUUCUUCCAAGAGCUUUGGCCGCUUAUAUCUGGGAACAACCCAUUAGAAUUGCUUUCAAGUAAUGAAGAUGCACGGCGUUAUGACUAAUGAAACUAUCAUGGCUGAAUAACUGUACCAGGUGAGAGUUGCCGACAUGGUUCAAGCUCGGGAUGUCCUGGCGCCGAUUUCCCCUGGCGACCUACUUUCUCGCGGGGACCCUCCCCUUCCCGCGGUGUCUGCAGAAGGUUCAUCGGCCGACGACCAGGUGCUGACUGGCGAAUCACAGUGCGAAAUGUCGACGCAUCAAUCUGACAGAUUGGAAUACGAGAAGGGUGUCACGUAUUGUGACUUGGAGGCCAAUGAUGUUUCCCCCUCAAGAAGUGAAGAGGGUAUCGAUGGGGGGAACAGUACUGUAGACCCUUCCAUACCUUGUAUAACAGCAAAGGACGGUUUUUAG